Malaclemys terrapin pileata is the source of this 2743-nucleotide messenger RNA. It is a transcript of the gene SLC30A7, whose product is annotated as solute carrier family 30 member 7. Gene Ontology annotation, biological process: intracellular zinc ion homeostasis; transmembrane transport; zinc ion transport. Bases 103 to 1245 code for a protein of 380 amino acids. Gene Ontology annotation, cellular component: Golgi apparatus; membrane. Lineage: Eukaryota; Metazoa; Chordata; Testudines; Emydidae. Gene Ontology annotation, molecular function: zinc ion transmembrane transporter activity. The record is from RefSeq and is a predicted model, not a curated record. The transcript has 11 exons.
AGAGCAGGUGCCGGAAGUGGAUCCCGGCGCGGCGAAGGGGCGCUGCAGCCGCGCCGCUCCCAGCCUGCUCCGGUCCUUUCCGGGGUCGUCUGUGCCCGGAAGAUGUUGCCUUUGUCCAUCAAGGACGAUGAGUACAAACCGCCCAAGUUCAACCUGCUCAGCAAGGUCUCGGGCUGGUUCAGGUCCAUCCUGUCCGACAAGACCUCGCGGAACCUGUUCUUCUUCCUCUGCCUCAACCUCUCCUUCGCUUUCGUGGAGCUGCUCUACGGCAUCUGGAGUAACAGUUUAGGUCUAAUAUCAGAUUCCUUUCAUAUGUUCUUUGACUGUACUGCUCUACUGGCCGGAUUAGCAGCUUCUGUCAUUUCAAAGUGGAGAUCAAAUGAUGCUUUCUCAUAUGGGUAUGUUCGAGCAGAAGUACUGGCUGGUUUUGUAAAUGGUCUGUUUCUGAUCUUCACAGCAUUCUUCAUUUUCUCUGAAGGCGUUGAGAGAGCAUUGGAGCCUCCAGAUGUGCAUCAUGAGAGACUUCUUCCUGUGUCUAUAUUAGGAUUCCUUGUGAAUCUUAUAGGAAUAUUUGUUUUUCAACAUGGAGGUCAUGGACACUCACAUGGCUCUGGGCAUGAGCACAGUCAUUCUCUAUUUAAUGGUGUUCUCAGCCAUGGACACAGUCACGGAGGUCACGGUCACAGCCAUGAAUCCAAACAUGGCCAUGGGCAUUCUCAUGAUCACAGUCAUCGGAAGGGACACUCGCACAAUCAGGAUUAUUGUCAUGAUGAUCACACUCUUGAAGGAGCUGCAGGAUCCAACAGACAGAUUUUAGAAGGUGUAUUUUUACACAUUGUCGCAGACACUCUUGGAAGUGUUGGUGUAAUCAUAUCAGCUAUACUGAUGCAGAACUAUGGUCUAAUGAUAGCAGAUCCUAUCUGUUCAAUGCUCAUAGCUCUACUUAUAGGAAUAAGUGUUGUUCCACUUUUAAGAGAGUCCAUUGGAAUCUUAAUGCAGCGAACGCCACCUUCCCUGGAAAGUGCCCUGCCUCAGUGCUAUCAGAGGGUUCAGCAGUUGCAAGGAGUUUACAGUUUACAUGAUCCACACUUCUGGACCCUUUGUAGUGACGUUUACAUAGGGACCUUGAAACUAUUUGUAGCUCCUGAUGCUGACGCCAAGUGGAUUCUAAGCCAAACUCACAAUAUUUUUACUCAGGCAGGAGUCAGACAGCUUUAUGUACAGAUUGACUUUGCAGCCAUGUAGUGAACAUCAUAAAUUGAGUUCUUUGGACCAAAGUUUUCUGGUACUGUAAUGGUAUAAAACAUUGUACUCUUCAAGACAGAGCCACCGCCACCCCAGUUAACCAAGACCAAAUAGACUGCUGCCUUUUGGCUACUUCUAGAGUUCAUGUUUAAGGAGUAAAAACUGAAAGGAUAUGUCCUGGACUUCUGGUCUUGUCUUUUGUGGCCCCCAAACUUUUUUCUUUUUUUUUUUUCAUUUUUUCAUAUUUUUUUUUAACUUACUACAAUUGUUCCAACAGGAAACUAAGAUUGUGGGACUGCAAUUCCUGUCAUGUCUUUAAUGAAGGGCUUGUCCAAACAAAAAUUAGUUCAUAGCAAGCUGGGGAGUGAAUCUACUCUGCGCUAGCCUGCUGCAGACUAACUGCCCAUGCAGGGCCGGCUCCAGCAUUUCUGCCGCCCCAAGCAAAAAAAACAAAAACAAAACCGCGAUCGGCGGCGGCAGUUCAGCGGCAGUUCAGCGGCAGGUCCUUUGCUCCUAGAGGGAGUGAGGGACCUGCCGCCCCUCUCCCUUGGUCGCCCCAAGCACCUGCUUGUUAAGCUGGUGCCUGGAGCCGGCCCUGUGCCCAUGUGGCCCCUGUCUUUAUGUAUUAGCGGUUUGUUAGUGCGCUUUGAUCUAGUCCUGUUCUAAAGAGGACUAGAUCUAAGCAUAUAUCAGCAGGGUCCACAUCGACAGUUAGGCUUUUAGCAAGCUAGCACUGAGUAGAUUCACACCCCAGCUUGCUGCAAACUAAAUGUUCACAUAAACAAGCCUGAAAGCUGCUCAUUCCCACAAAACCAGUGUUAUCAAAAAUUGGAGAGCGGUCUUGUACAUAAUGUCACAGUGGGUGGCAUUCUUCAUUAUAAUCGUAUGUUUGUAAAAUUGUUUGUACUUUGCAAACUUAAUGAACCAAACCAUAUUGGGUUUUCAAAGUGCCUUUAUAUCAGAAAAAGUAUUUGCCAGCAUCAACAUGGAACAUGAAGGGUUUUUAUUACUUUUAUGGCUACAGCUUGUUCACAAUCUUAUUCUUGCUAGUGAUGUAUGUGACUGUGUACUUGCAUAAUUGUAGAUUUUAGACUCCCUUUUACUGUUGCAUCUUAUCAAAUGAACUGGAGUUAAAUUUGUUUAAUUUACAUUACAAGUUAAAACUGUUGUGGGGAAACUUGCUUUCAAAACAUCUGUCUAUUUGCUAUAUAUAUAUUGUCCUAAGAGUUGUUUUAACCGAAUUAAACAUUCAACCCUGGGUCUAAGUCUAUGAAUGAAAGUUUCUCAAUACUGUUAUAGUAAUUGGAAAUUGUAUUGCAAUAACCAUGUUCAUAAAGUCACCAUGCAAAAGAGAAAGGCAGUUGCAGCAUAAUGAUAGUAAUGGAAGAGCUGUUUUGCUUUUAUCUUUCAAAUAUGGACUUAAUCUUUUUUCUGUCGAAGCUUUGCUGUGAAAAUUAGUCUACUAGGUUUUAAUAGACUAUUAAAGAGGUUGGAAGUA